UUCCCUCACAUCGCUUCUUCCUUGCACUUCCGCCAUUGGUCUAUCUGCGAUCUGUGAGGUGGUGGGAGCUGCAGGCGGACUCGGGAGGCCCAGGAACCAGAAAUGGACUUGGUGGCCUUUGAGGAUGUUAAUGUGGAGUUCACCAUGGAGGAGUGGGCUUUCCUGGAUCCGACCCAGAAGAAACUCUACGCAGAUGUGAUGCUGGAAACCUUCUGGAACCUGGCAUCAGUAGCAUGUAUUUUAGAAGAAAAAUGUGAAGGUCCUGACAGUGAAGAUCAGUAUGAAAAUCAUGGUAUGAGUCUUAGCAGUCAUAUGGUAGAGAGACUGUGUAAAUGGAAAUAUGGUUGUCAAUUCAGAGAAAACCUCAGCCAGAUUCCAAAUCAUAAUGAGAAGAAGGCAACUCCUACUGAAAUAAAACAACCUAAAUCCAGGUUGUGUAGGCAAAUCUUCAUGCAUUAUUUAUCCUUGAAUAACCACCUGAGCUCUCACAUUGGAUCCAAACUACACCUGUGUCAGGAAUAUGAAGAAAACCCUUAUAAAUGUAUGGAACCUGAGAAAGCUUUCAAGCCUCACCAACAUAUUCAAAGACUUGAAGGCAGCCCCAGUGAGAAAUCUUUCCACUAUUCAACUUCCCAUAGAAAUCAUGAAAGAACGCAUAUUGCUGGGAAACCGUUUGAGUGUAAGCAAUGUGGGAAAGGCUUUAGUCAUCUCAGUUACUUUAAACUUCACAAAAAUACUCAUACUGGAGAGAAACCAUAUCAAAGUAAGCAACGUGGCAAAGCUUUCAGUUCUCCCAAGUACUCUCAAGAAAAUGAAAGCACACACUCGGGAGAAAAGCCCAAUCAGUGUAAGAAAUCUGGAAAAGCUUUCGGUUCCACUUCUCUUAGAAAUUCUGAGAGAACUCAUACUGGUGAGAAACCUUAUAAAUGUAUGCAAUGUGGUAAAGUUUUCUCUCAUUCAGCUACUCUCCAAAAGCAUAAAAUCAUUCAUACUGGGGGAAAAUCCUAUAAAUGUCAGUAUUGUUAUAAAGAUUUAUCUAAUCGAACUUCCCUCCUACGUCAUGAAAGAAUUCAUAAUGGGGAAAAACCCUAUAAAUGUCAGCAUUGUGGCAAAGCUUACUGUGAUCGAGGUGCCCUCUGUCGUCAUGAAAGAACUCAUACUGGGGUAAAACCCUAUGAAUGUAAGCAUUGUGGUAAAGGUUUCAAUUAUCCAUCUUCUCUCCAAGAACAUGAAAGAAUUCAUUCUGGGGAAAAACCCUAUGAAUGUAAGUAUUGUGGAAAAGCCUACAGUUAUCCACAGUCCUGUCAAAGGCAUGAAAGUACACACACUGGCAAAAAGCCCCAUGUAUGUCAGAAAUGUGGUAAGGCUUUCAGUUUUUCUGCAUAUCUUAGAGAUCAUGAAGCAGUACAUACUGGGGAGAAACCUUAUGACUGUAAGCAAUGUGGGAGAGCUUUCAGGUAUACCAGUUCUCUUCGAUAGCAUAAAAGAAUGCAUAAUCGGGAGAACCCCGACAAAUGUAAGGAAUAUGGAAACCAUGAAAAAUUUCAUCCUUGGGGAAAACCCUAUGAAUGUAUCCAUUGCGGUAAAACUCUCUCUUCUCUAAGAUCCCUCCAAUAUCAUGAAAGAACACACACUGGAAAAAAGCCCCAUGUAUGUCAGAAAUGUGGUAAGGCUUACAGCCAUUCUGCAACUCUUAAAGAUCAUAAAACAAUACAUACUGGGGAGAAACGCUAUGACUGUAAGCAAUGUGGGAGAGCUUUUAGAUAUUCCAGUUCUCUUAGAAAUCAUAAAAGAAUGCAUACUGGGGAGAAACUCUACAAAUGUAAGGAAUGUGAGAAAGCCUUCUAUUCUGCCAGAUGUCUCAGUGGCCAUAAAGUAUCUCAUCAUGGAAAAAAGCCUCAUGAAUGUAAGGAAUGUGGUAAAACUUUCCUUUAUCCCUAUUUGCUUAGAAAUCAUGAAAAACGUCAUGCUUAGGGAAAACCCUAUGAAUGUAACCAUUGUGAUAAAGCUUUCUCUUAUCCAAGUUCCCUCUAACAUCAUGAAAUAACUCAUAAUAAGGAAAAACCCUAUGACUGUAAACCAUGGGCCAAACUCUUUAUUCAUCCCAGUUCCCUUCAAAAUCACAAAAACACUAAUAGUGGAGAGAUAUCAAAAUGCAUGAAAGAACUCACACUGAAAAUAAGCCCUAUUGUUUAAAGAUUGUAGAAAAGCCUCUGACCAUCCUAGUUUAUUUCCUUUUUUUUUUUUAAUACUCACCUGAGGAUAUUUUUUCAUUGAGAGAGUGGAAGUCAGAGAGAAAGACAGUUCCAGGAUACACUCUGGUUACCCAGACUCAUACAGGGAAAAACUGGACUGUCUGGCAUUGGGUCAGAACGUGAGGGCUACUUUCUCUGAGUUGCUCCCAGUGAUCAUUGUUCCUGUGGGGGUGGGGAGGGGGCGGCGCGGGAUGUGGAGAUGCGGGGACCUCUCCGGUGUAGAGCUGACUGGCAGCUAUUGCUGUUUGCUCCGCCCUUGUGAUUCCCUGAGUACUCACGCCACCCAAGUUACAACCCCACCCAAGCUGUGCGCUGUGGCUUUUGCCUAUGAAUUGCCUGUCUUUUCUCAGCCUGGAACCUAUCAAAGGGCAGCUGGGUGAGA
Molecule: messenger RNA, 2637 nt
Organism: Myotis daubentonii (Daubenton's bat)
Lineage: Eukaryota; Metazoa; Chordata; Mammalia; Chiroptera; Vespertilionidae
Product: zinc finger protein 14-like
Exons: 4
Coding region: 103-1479 (458 amino acids)
Biological process (GO): regulation of transcription by RNA polymerase II
Cellular component (GO): nucleus
Molecular function (GO): DNA-binding transcription activator activity, RNA polymerase II-specific; RNA polymerase II cis-regulatory region sequence-specific DNA binding
Source: RefSeq, a predicted model, not a curated record